AUGGAUUACAAAAAUAAAAGACGAGGGCGAGAAUCUGGUCAUAGUUAUUUUUUGGAGCGUAAGGAACAUGUAUCGAUCGAGGGUCGUGGGAAUGUGUUUAUAAGGAAUACGCAGACCCAGGUUCGAGAGCUUUAUAGGCGUCACGUGGCCAUCGAGCCCGAGGAGCCAUCGUCUUCUCAGGGCGAUGCCAGAAUACUCGAGACUAGCCGCCAGGUGAAAACCCUCAACAAGAAAAUUGAGGAUGAAAUAGACAAAUUGAAGAAUUUUCGCGACUGUUUCCUUCAAGAGAAAGAAACAAGAAACACGAAGCAACCCAAAAAACUUCAAAGUCAAUCGGAGAAAUAUCCUGGCAUUUCCCAUAAAGAGACUCCAAAUGCCAUAAAUCUAGAAGCUAAAAAUGAUAAGUAUUCCUGGCCAAAUUCAGACAAAUCUCGUCCAUAUUUUCGCACUAUGCGCGUAACAUCCUCCCCGAAUUCGGGUGCUGAUCAGAAGCAGGAUCCUAAGAAGACGAUUCGCGAUCAGAGUCCUUCGAAUCGAAAAUCCCCAAGACUUCCACGAAAGAAUACACGGAUGGGUGGUGGCUGUACCUAUGGAUAUAACGAAUGCAUGCCGUUCCCGAGCUCAGUUUAUCAGUGUGAUUAUAGUCAGGGUCCGACAAGCCAUUGUUAUCCGGGAUAUUGUCAGUGCUACGAAUAUCCCGCAGCAAUGUCUGUGCCAUACUCACCCAAUCCGUGUUACCAGUAUUCAAUGGGCGCAGUUUUCCAUCAACAAGUGCCGUCAUAUUGCGCCUGUCCCCCCGCCACAGCCACCAGGCGAACUACUGACUUGAAUACCGAGGAAUAUUGUCGUGGUAUGUCUCCGAGUCCGAGGGCUGCUGAACGUCGAUCAAAAUUAAAGUCCAGAACUGCACCCUCUGAUGGCAAAAGAAACAGAAACACCUCAAAGAAUCCCACAAAGAAAACACCCCAAAAUGAAAAACAAGUUAUGAAAGUUUCCCUAAAAAAACCUCAACCCAAGAAAACAAGAAAAGUGAUAAUUAAAGAACAUGCGAAAACUGAGAAGGUCACUUCCGACAGCGACUACUCCGAUCUAGAGAAAUUGCGAUUACACCGUCAAUAUAUGGAGAUGUACAAGCAGGAGCAUGAAAAGACGGCCAAAAAGGAUUCAAGUCCAAUAAGUUCUGAAUUGGAAACACACCCCACAUACACAAAACUGACAGCAGAGUCACCCGAGUUGAGUUCCUCAUCAAAGGAAUCUAAAAUAAAGCCAGAACCCUUGACUAUAGCUGAGAUCAGUCAAGAAGUAAUUUCCCCAGAACCGCUGCAAGUGAAGAAACUUCAAGAAUCAUCUUCAGCAGGAGAAGCUACCUUGGAGGAUUCACUUCCAAUCAAAGAACAAAAACCCAUGAAUCUACAGAGUAGCCAACCUGAUAGACGAAGAGUUCAGAUACAGGAUACAUUUAAAAAGUGCACUUUCUCUGUAAAGCGUCAGGCAGUUCAGGGAUCCAUGUCACUUUGCCAGAGCCAAGAAGUGGCAAAGGAAUGCGUCCAAUAUGCAGUAUGUGCGUCUGGUCCUGAUAUUGGACUUAAUUGCAGUCUUAGCUCCCAAGAAAAACUGUCAAUGAGUCGCCAGUCAUGUCAGCAGUCAUGUCACCAGUUAUGUCACCAGUCAUGCCAAACGGCAGCUGGCGAAGGAUCCAGUGAAUCCCAGUGUGUGUUUGUUACCGAAAAAGUCGAGAGUAUUGAAGUUAUUUUCGAAUCACAGUCUCCAACGAUCGAAAGGAAAUAUCAAUCUGAGCCUUACAUCCGUUCGAUAUCCACAGUCUUUGGGCGUGACGAUCCAUUAUCUUCUGUACCUGUGCAGCGAGCAGAAAAAAAAUUGCUUUCUCAAGAAUUUAGUCCAAAAUAUGAAGGACACUCUAUCAGCAGCAAAAGCAUGCAUCGCAAUAAACACUUUAGUUCGCCAAAGAAUUCAGAGGUUGAAGAACUUUUUAGUUUUCCAGAACAUACUCAACUGAGUGUCAUGAGCGACUCUCCUCGAAAUGAAGUCUAUGAAGGGGAAGGCCGUAGCAAGGCAGCCGUUUCCAGGCAAGUCAGCAAUACUCCGACGUUCUCUAGAAGGACAUCAAAUCAAUCGGAAGAAAAUUCUCCCGUCUUCAGUCAACAAUCGAAUUUCCCAGAAAGGCAAAUGUACGAUUCUUCGACAGCAUUCCACAGCACUUUCAAUCGAUCUGAAGAAAAUUCUCCUAACUUUAGUCUACAAUUGGAUUCCCCAAAAAGCCAAGUGUACAAUUCUCCGAUGUCAUCUAACAGGACUUUCAAUCGAUCGGGAGAAGGUUCUCCGAACCUUAAUCUGCAAUUUGAUUCCCCAAAAAGCCAAGUGUACAGUUCUCCAACACCAUCUAACAGGACUUUCAAUCGAUCGGAAGAAAGUUCUCCUAACUUAAGUCUGCAAUUGGAUUCCAAAAGACGCCAAAUGUACAGUUUUUCGACAGCAUCCAACAGGACUUUUAAUCGAUCAGCAGACAAUUCUCCAGAUCUUACAUUGCACAAUGAAUCUCCAAAGAACAACGAUCAGCUGUUCUACCAAAACAAUAAUCCCGAACGUGGGAAUAAAAAGGAUCUCGACUCGAGAACACACCUGGCACCGACCAAAUCGACAGGUCGUGAGAAACGAACGCGCUCGGUGAAAUUUGAAGAUGAAAGCGGAACUAGCAAGCAGAUCAAUAAAGUUAAGAGUUGUCGUAGGGUCAUCGAUUGGGAAAGAUCCCUCAGCAUGGAGGAUGACGAAGAUUGUACUAUACCAUUGGACAAUUUGUAUGAGGAAUUUUCAAGGGAUGAUAGUUCUUUUCUAAUUGACUCUUGCAGAACAAGCAGCACAGCAGAGUUUACAUGUAAUGAGUCAAACUACGAGGAGGAUUAUUUAUCAUGCACUGAAUCCAGAACUGAGCAUAUACCGCCGUUCAAGGGAUGUCCAUGCAUGCGCGAUUAUUAUUUAACGCUGGCCGCUUUGAGUCGGCCAAUAAAUAAAUACGAUUGUUGAGCUUUAA
Drosophila innubila is the source of this 3049-nucleotide messenger RNA. RefSeq lists its product as uncharacterized. The transcript has 3 exons. The coding region runs from base 1 to 3042 and encodes 1013 amino acids. The record is from RefSeq and is a predicted model, not a curated record. Lineage: Eukaryota; Metazoa; Arthropoda; Insecta; Diptera; Drosophilidae.